Sitodiplosis mosellana (orange wheat blossom midge) is the source of this 3967-nucleotide messenger RNA. RefSeq names its product centrosome-associated zinc finger protein CP190 (gene Cp190). Gene Ontology annotation, molecular function: RNA polymerase II cis-regulatory region sequence-specific DNA binding; DNA-binding transcription factor activity, RNA polymerase II-specific; protein binding. The record is from RefSeq and is a predicted model, not a curated record. The coding region runs from base 409 to 3501 and encodes 1030 amino acids. The transcript is spliced from 3 exons. Gene Ontology annotation, cellular component: nucleus. Gene Ontology annotation, biological process: regulation of transcription by RNA polymerase II. Lineage: Eukaryota; Metazoa; Arthropoda; Insecta; Diptera; Cecidomyiidae.
CAAUUCGGUCUAUAUAUUGCAUUGAUAUCAGCGUGGCAGCACUGUCGCGUCCGUAUGAACCCAGUACAAGACAACAACAGCAGCUAUAGCCGAAACACACAUUCAAUGAUUUUGUGCUUUGACUCACUUCGCAUCAUCGUCAACAUUGAGGCGCUCAAGUUGUUCAAUUCAUUUGUGAAAGUUUCAUUCGAUUCUCCAUUUUCUUUCUUUCGCUCGUUGUUGUUUGUCGUCGUCGCUGUCGCCUCUACUAUUUUACGUACUACAUAUAACAUAUAAAUCGUUCUGGUUUUUUUUUCUCUCUCGGCUCGGUGUUUAGUUUGGGUUUUUGCCGCACUGUGCGUUGCUGCUCACGAUUAAAUCUGUCGCUCAAAAAUCGUCAUUCAUAAACAACAAAAAAAAUCAUUCACGAUGGUCGAGGUAAAAUCAGUAAAGGUGGACAAUUGGGGUGUAUUUUUCCUGCAAAAGUUGCAAAAUUUCUUCAACAAGACGGAUUACUGUGACCUAACGCUACAAUUCAAGGAUAAUUCGCAGUUAAAAGUGCAUCGAUUGGUGUUGAGUGCAUGUACUGAUUUCUUCAAUGUCCUCGAAACGCAGUACAAUGUACAAGAUGACAUUUUGAUAAUGCCAAAGGAUUUGCAAGCCGAUGUUGUUGUGCCCAUUGUCAACUUCAUGUAUACGGGCACAUUGGAGUUCGAGGUGAAUAUGUAUCCUCGUCUAUUAAAAACGGCCAAAGACAUGAAUAUGACCGUUUUAUUGAAGCUAUUAGACGCACACAAGCGAACAGUUGGUGAGUCAUUGCGUCAACAACAAGUUAAAGCGCCGAUUCUGUUGAACAAGGGAGCAGUAACAAAUCAACGUGUUAACACAUAUUCAAGGCCAUCAGCUCCACAGCGCACUUACACACAACGUCGGCCAGCACAACAACCGGCAAAAACGGUUAGUCCGCGCGGUGGUGCGUAUGGUGUACAAGCUGUUAAAGUAAAAACAGAGAAAUCACCGGUCAGUUUGAUUCGAUCCGCUCCAUCAACAUCGGCAUACAUUCGCAAAAAUCUACCCGAACCCGUUCAAUUGGUGGCAAAGUAUGCAGCUUCCGGGUCGGUAAAAGGACCGUCUAGGUUUGAGUGCACCGACGAUGUCAAUACAGAUGCAUUCGAGAGCUCAUUCGAUAACAUUUCUUAUGAAAGCAAACCGUUGACCACAAGCAAAGAGGAUCAUGACGAUGCUACGUUCGAGAAGGUUAAGCGCACAGCUACCGCUGUGAAACGUGCUUAUUCGGCCAAUUCAUCGAUCGCUUCACCGCCGGAAAAGAAGCCGAACAUCGAAGAGAUCAAAGAGUUUACCGAAGCCCAUCGUUUGCGAAAGGAUAUUGUGGCUCAAGAAGCCGACGAAGAAAUGGACUAUUAUGCAGAGGACUUCCAAAAUGCUGACGAUGACGAUGAAGAGGAUCCAACCGGUGAGAACACCGGCAGUGUUGUGAUCAAAAGUGAAUCGGGUGGUACGGUGAAUCAUGCAAAAAUCAUCAGUGAAGUUUUGAAAAAGUAUCCGCACUUGGUGAAGAACAACAAAAACAUCAAGUUGAAAAUCUUACAAAAGGGCAAUAGUCCGGUGACUGUAUCGGCCAUAACAAAGGAUCCAUCGACAAUUGCGACGAGCAAGCAACAGGCAGCGGCUAAGCAAAGCAAAGCAAUAACCGUACAAUCGAAAUUGCCAUCAAAGUCUGAGGUGACAGUAAGCAAAGCGACAACACCAACUGCUAAACCGACUCCAACGCCGGCUGCUCAACCGAAAAAGAUCGACAGUCGCACGAUGCAUGCCCUGAUUGCAAAGGGUGCUGAAAAUAUGACCGGUCCAUGGCUUUGUUUGGACUGUGGCGUUGACGGUCGUCCAAUUUCGAUUCCAACAUACAAAAGUUUUCGUCGCCAUUUGAUCAACAUUCACAAGCAAAAGAUCGAUUCACGGAUCUGUGAGCACUGUGGUCAUCGUUCGGUCAAACGGAAUGAUUUACACUAUCACAUUUUGACAAAGCAUCAAAUUAAGCCGCCGGCCGAUUUGCAAUUUCCAAAAUGUGGCCUGUGCACGUUCAUUGCAUUGGAUCAGGCUGCAUUGCGUAAGCACAAAGAAGAGGAUCAUCAGGCACAUGGUCAACAGCAUUGCAUUUACUGCAAUAAAACGUUCCAAAAGGAGAUCCAAUUGUACGCACACAUGCGCAGCAAUCACAAAGAACGUGCCCAAGAGGAUGGUGUCAUGGAUUUUUCCGAUGAAGAAACAUAUGAAGAUGAUGCCGACAAAUAUGUUCCAAAUCAUCCAGAAGCCACUCAAGCACCGGCUAGCGAAUCGAAAAUCAAAGUUUUGUCGAAUAUCACAUUGCCGGCAAAGGGACAAUUUAUAAUCGAUUCCCAGGUUGGUGGUAAUGUUUUGGUGACCACAGCAACAGAAAAUAUUAGCCUAGAGCCAAGUUCAGAGGCAGAGGGUUUGAGCAAUGUUGCAUCUGGUAUUGCUACAAGUCUUGCCGUUUUGGAUACAAAUGCCCAUUUGGACACAACUGAAACGUAUGAAGAGGAUUUGCAAUCGCAGUAUAUCGAAGCCGCUAUGGCUGAUGUGCAUGGUGAGAUUUUGAAAAAGGAUGACGAUGGUACGGAAGUUGUUACGAAAUUUAUCACCGAAGAAGGUUCGGAAUUGGAAUUGACGGCCGCACAAAAGGCACAAUUGCUUGAGCAAUUGCAAGGUCAAGAGGGUCAAUUGUCCGAUAAUGUUGUCAUGGUUUUGGAUGCUGGCUAUGAACAAGCCGGCCCAGAAGGUGAUGUACACAACACAAGUGCGGAGAGCAUGGAUGUUGAUGGUCAAAGUCAAGAGAGUGUUGAGGAAACAAUCAAAAAUGAUGAUUCAACCGAAGAUGAAAUGGCUUCCAUGGAAAAUGUGAGUGCCGAUGAAGACUCACAACAAGAAGUGGUUCAAGAGCAAGACGCUUCGAAUGACACGGAAAAGACUGGCGAUGAGAAACCAGUGAAUAAACUGAUUUCAGCACUGGAAGGUGAAUGGUCGGAGGAAGAUGAAGAGGCUGAAGCUGAAGCUGAAGCCGAAGCCGAAGCUGAAGCCGAAGCUGAAGCCGAAGCUGAAGCCGAAGCUGAUGUUGAGGAGCCAACGACUAAAAAAACAAAAUCGAAUGAAACGAAACCCGAUGAUAAGUCAUCGACGGCAGUUAAAGGCAAACGCAAGCGUGAUGAAGUCGAUGCCAGUAAAAUGGAAAAAGGAAACAAUGACAGCGCCAAGACUAUACUCGACGAUUGGGAUUCACAAGAGAAAUUCGAUGAAGAUGAAAAAAGUGUGAGCGAAGAAAAACACGAAUCAUCAGACGCUGAGGCCAAAACUGAACCAACGAUCAAAACGGAUAGCGACACAAAGGGCAGUGAAAAAACGGAUAAAAAACAAUUGACACAGAAAAAUGAACUCAAAACACUCAUCACCUCCGACUGGGGCGAUGAAGAUGAAGAUGCCUUUUAAAUCAAAUACACAUCCCUUCAACAUAUAGACAUCUUUCUUCAGAAUCGACACAAGAAGAAUGUACGUUUUUUUUAGAUGUAAAUCCAUUUAGAUUUUAAGGUAUAUAUUUCCACGGGAAAAAAACAAUUUCUUUGUUCGAAUGAAAUUUCGAUAAUUCUGUAUCGAAAUAAUAUAUGGUCUGUGUGUAACGAAAGAGACAUUUUGUAACCAGACCGCUUUUUUUUCUCUCUAAAUUAUAAGUUGAAUGAAACAAAACAAUUUUUAAACACAUUUUUUGGGCAUGGCAAAAUAUCACUCGAUUUCUUCAUAUUUUGAUUUAUUUUUUACAAAAUCAUCCAAAUAAAUAAAUCUAACUGAAUGCAAUGCAUCACCUACUCUUAGCAAUAGCGAUUAUAUUUUAUAACAACAAGAACAACUCUAUUUUAUUUCCAAAGUCUCAAUAAAUAGAUCAACAUGGUAAAACUGA